AUGUUGGUCUUGGCUCCCUUUAUUUCCUUGGUGGCUGCGGUCGCGGCGUUGCAAAACCCGCAUCUCAAGGCUGCUUCGUUCAGACGGCCUGCAGAUGCUCUGCGCAAAAGAGAGGUUUCCGCUGCUCCGACUGAGCAUAAGUACCUGAACGAGAAGACGCAAAAAUUCCAAGUGAACGGAACUCACUUCCCACAAGUCCCCUUUGACAUCGGCGAAAGCUAUGCCGGACUUUUGGAGAAUACCCCUCAUGGAAAAUCGAGCUUGUUCUUCUGGUUCUUCCCAUCUACCAACCCAGCUGCGGAAAAGGAGAUCACCAUCUGGCUGAAUGGAGGCCCCGGAUGCAGCUCACUUGACGGUCUGCUGCAAGAGAACGGCCCCUUCCUGUGGCAAUCUGGAGUCUAUGAGCCUGUGCGCAACCCGUACGCAUGGAACAAAUUGACAAAUCUGGUUUACAUCGACCAGCCUGCUAGCACUGGCUUUUCUCCCGGCCCAGCCGAUGUUGAAAAUGAGAUCGAAAUCUCAAACCAAUUCAAUGACUUCUGGGUGCGCUUUAUUGAAACCUUCAGCAUGGAAGGCUAUAAAAUUUAUCUCACUGGAGAAAGCUAUGCUGGCCAAUACAUCCCGUAUCUGGCAGAUGGGAUGUUGAAGCGCAACGACACCAAAAACUUCAACCUCAAGGGUAUUCAAAUCAACGACCCGUCCAUCAACGAUGAUUCCGUUAUGAUCUAUGCCCCUGCCGUGGCAGCACUGAACCACUUCUCCAACGUCUUCGCCCUUAACGAAACCUUCAUGAAAGAAAUUAACCACCGCGACGACAAAUGCGGCUACACCAAAUUCCUUAACGAAGCUCUCACCUACCCCCCACCAAAGCAUUUCCCCACAGCACCGGACCCCAACAAGCCCGGCUGCGACGUCUGGGACGAUAUCAUUACAGCAGCAACCUACAUCAACCCCUGCUUCAACAUCUACCACCUAACAGACUUCUGUCCCUUCCUCUGGGAUGAAAUGGGCUUCCCAUCACUAGCCGGCGGACCCAACAACUACUUCAACAGCUCCGCUGUCCAAAAAGCCCUCAAUGUCCCGCCGACAAACUACGAAGUCUGCGGCGGUGAUAUCUUCACCAACGGCGAUCUUUCACUUCCUAGCGCGCUCGGCCCGCUUCCCAGCGUGAUUGAGCGCACCAACAAUGUCCUCAUAGGCCAUGGAUGGUUCGAUUACCUGCUCUUCGCUAAUGGAACACUUGCGACGAUUCAGAAUAUGACUUGGAAUGGUGCGCAGGGUUUCCAGAAACCACCUACUGGACCCCUGUUCGUGCCGUAUACAUCUGCGCUGGAUAAACUUGCGAAUGGAGAUCAGACUACGCCUUGGAGUAAUGCUGCCGGUGGUGGUAUUCUUGGAACAGCGCAUACUGAGCGUGGUCUGACCUUCAGCUCGGUUUACAAUUCUGGUCAUGAGAUCCCGCAGUACAGCCCCGGUGCGGCUUAUAGGCAGUUGGAGUUCUUGCUUGGCAGGAUUAAGAAUCUUCAGCAGGAGGGAUCUUAUACGGCUUUGUAG
Messenger RNA from Penicillium expansum, 1554 nucleotides. RefSeq lists its product as uncharacterized. The transcript has 4 exons. NCBI's taxonomy places the organism in Eukaryota, Fungi, Ascomycota, Eurotiomycetes, Eurotiales, Aspergillaceae. Bases 1 to 1554 code for a protein of 517 amino acids. Gene Ontology annotation, biological process: proteolysis. The record is from RefSeq and is a predicted model, not a curated record. Gene Ontology annotation, molecular function: serine-type carboxypeptidase activity.